Racocetra persica is the source of this 559-nucleotide messenger RNA. NCBI's taxonomy places the organism in Eukaryota, Fungi, Glomeromycota, Glomeromycetes, Diversisporales, Gigasporaceae. The record is from the annotation of a GenBank genome assembly.
AUGGUAAUGAAGAUGUCACAACUUCAUAAGACCCAGAAUGAUGGUGGUAAUUAUGAUACUAUUGCUUAUAAUGGUGCCUUUAGUCAGUUUCCAAUGUUUUAUGCAUUUGUUAUUACAGACGACUCUGACAAUGACUCUGAUUCUAAUGAUGGAGUUCUGGAUGAAAAUCCAAUUUUAGAAAUUAAAAGCUUAAAACAUUAUGGUGGUGCUAAUCGCGUCAGGAUGAUGCCUCAAAAAGAUUGCUAUAUAGCAGCAACUUGGGCUGAAACAGGAAAAGUACUCAUAUGGGAUUUAGCACCGGUUAUCAAUUCACUAGAUACUCCAGGUCGACAAAUUCCACAGAAAACACAGAAGCCGAUUUAUACUGUUGAAAGCCAUAGUACAGAAGGGUUUGCAAUGGAUUGGUCAGGGACAGUCGCUGGAAGGUUAAUAACUGGUGAUAUGCACACGAAUAUUUAUCUCACAACAAAAGCACAAUCCACAUUUACGGCUGACAGGAUUCCAUUUACGGGACACACAUCUUCCGUGGAAGACUUGCAAUGGUCGCCGGUAGAAAAGA